AAAGAAAUACAGUAGUGCAAGAGGCAAAUGACGAGGUAGUGUUCGUGGACCGUUCAGAAAUCUGAUGGAGGAGGACGUGUAGUAUAGACUCGUGGGCCGAAUCGCCUGGACCACUGCCGUACGUUGCAUGCUUGUUGGAGCGGAGGGACGAGCAAGGCGCAUGCGCGCGAAGUCGGUGGCAGCCGGUGCGUUGGGGAGCUGGAGGCGGCGCUGUGCUGCCCGUUAUCCCGGGGCUCGCCAGCGGAUCGGAACCAAGCGUGAGAACAUGGCGCUGGAGCAGCGGAGGAUCGAGGCCCGAGCCUGUGCCACGGCGGCCGGCUGGGCUUCUGGAAGUUUCGCCAAGCCGGGCUGCGGGCUGGCCGGCUCGCUGCUGCUGUUGCUGGCGGCGCUGAGCGUGUGCCUGUGCGGCGGGCCCGGCGCCCAGGGCAAGGAGUGCGAGAAGCCGUGCGUGCACGGCAGCUGCAGCGCGGCCACCGGCCAGUGCGUGUGUCAGGCCGGCUGGGUCGGCGAGUCGUGUCAGCACUGCGGCGGCAGGUUCAAAUUAACUGGAGACUUCGGAUAUCUUACAGAUGGACCAGGGAACUACAAAUAUAAAACAAAGUGUACCUGGCUUAUUGAAGGACAGCCAAACACUAUAUUGAGACUUCGCUUCAUUCACUUUGCUACAGAGUGCAGCUGGGACCAUUUAUAUGUCUAUGAUGGGGACUCUGUUUAUGCACCACUGUUAGCUGUGUUCAGUGGUUUGAUCGUACCUGAGAAAAAUGGGAACGGGACAAUACCAGAAGUUGUUUCACGAUCUGGAUAUGCUUUGCUCCAUUUUUUCAGUGACGCUGCAUAUAAUUUGACUGGAUUUAACAUCACAUAUAACAUCAACUCUUGCCCAAACAACUGUUCAGGACAUGGAAAAUGUGUGGAAGGUGCGGACAAUACUACUGUGCAAUGUCUGUGUGAAGAACAUUGGAAAGGAGAAUCAUGUGAUAUAUCUUACUGCUUAAAUGAUUGUGGAUAUCCAAAUCGUGGUAACUGUGACUUGAAUGAUACAAAAGCUUGCAUAUGCUACGAUGGCUGGCAAGGCCCUGACUGCUCACUUACAGCUAAUGCGUCAUUUUGGGAAAGGGAAGAAUAUGACGUUCCGAUGCUUGCCCGCGCCUCCCACAAGGCUGUUGUUAGUGACAAUGUCAUGUGGGUUAUUGGAGGUUAUGUGUUCAAUUACUCGGAGUACCAGAUGGUUGCAGCGUAUGAUUUAAGAGAACUCAAAUGGCAUAAAUUGAAGAAAUCAGCAGACCGAGUCAUUGGGCGAUAUGGGCACUCUGUGGCUUUGUAUAAGGAUAAAAUUUACAUGUAUGGAGGUAAAAUUGAUUCAACAGGAAAUAUCACGAACCAGCUGUGGGUGUUUCACAUUCACAAUCAGUCAUGGGUGCAACUGAGUCCAAAGGCAAAGCAGCAAUAUGCAGUGGUGGGCCACUCUGCACAUAUAGUAAUGUUGAAAGAUGGUAGUGUUGUGAUGUUGGUCAUCUUCGGCUACUGUCCACUGUAUGGAUAUGUCAGCAAGAUACAAGCAUAUAAUCUUGGUAAAAAUACAUGGAGUAUACUGCAAACAAACGGGGCCUUGGUUCAAGGAGGCUAUGGUCACAGCAGUGUUUAUGACUAUAAGACACGAGCUAUUUACAUACAUGGAGGAUAUAAAGCUGUCAGUGCAAAUAAAUAUGGCCUCAGGGAUGACCUGUACAAGUAUGAUGUGGAUAAAUGCAGUUGGGUAAUUUUGAAGGACAGAGGCUUCUUCCGUUAUCUUCAUACGGCCAUUAUUAUAAGUGGGACGAUGUUAGUAUUUGGUGGUAACACUCACAAUGACACUUCAAUGAGCCAUGGGGCUAAGUGCUUCUCCUCAGACUUCAUGGCUUAUGAUUUGGCAUGUGAUGAAUGGACCGUGCUGCCUAUGCCUGAUCUUCCUCAUGACGUGAAUCGGUUUGGUCACUCGGCUGUAUUCAGUAAUGGCACAAUGUACAUUUUUGGUGGAUUCAACAGUCUUCUUUUGAGUGAUGUGUUGAUGUUCACGGUACCCAAAUGUGAUGUUUUCUCUGAUGAGGAGUCGUGCCUUGUGGCAGUACCUGAAAUCCGUUGUGUAUGGAGCACCAAUAUGUCACAAUGUGUGCCCUGGGAAAUGGCAACCGGAGUGGAAAAGAUUACGAAAAUGUGUCAAAACAAGACGUAUGCAGAUGAUGAAAAGUGCGAUCAGUAUACUGAUUGCUACAGCUGCACAGUCAAUACAAAUGGUUGUCAAUGGUGUCAUGACAAGUGCCUGUCAAAGAGCAGUAACUGCACAGAAGCCCCUGGACCAGUUGAGAGUUUUGGAGUGUGCCCGGAAGAUAAACCUGAGUACGUUUGCAACAAGCUGACUAGCUGCAAGAGUUGUGCCAUGGACCAGAACUGUCAAUGGGAACCCAGAAAUCAAGAAUGCAUUCCACUGCCUGAAACAAUCUGUGGAGAGAACUGGCACUUAGUGGGCAACUCGUGUCUGACAAUCACCACUUCAAAAGAUAGCUAUGAUAAUGCAAAGCUGUUCUGCAGAGGUCAGAAAGCUGCAUUAGUCUCACUUACGUCACAGAAGAAAGUCGAAUUUGUUCUGAAGGAAUUGCAAAUCAUGCAUGUGUUGCGAAAAACACCAAUAACCCCUUGGGUUGGAUUACGCAAAAUAAAUGUUUCUUACUGGUGCUGGGAAGAUAUGUCACCCUUCACAAACACAUCACUGGCAUGGAUGAUCGAGGAACCAAGUGAUGCAGGGUUUUGUGGCUACUUGGCAGAACCAAGUUAUGCUGGUUUGAAAGCAGCUACCUGCAUCAAUUUAGUGAAUGGAAGUGUGUGUGAAAGACCAGCAAACCACAGUGCCAUUCAGUGUCGUACGCCAUGUGCAUUGCGAACAGGGUGCACUGAGUGUACAAAUUCAAACACGGAGUGUAUGUGGUGCAGCAACAUGAAGCAAUGUGUUGAUGCCAAUGCAUAUGUGGCUUCCUUUCCUUUUGGCCAAUGCAUGGAAUGGUCUACUUCCAACAACUGUUCACCUGAGAAUUGUUCUGGUUACCGUACGUGCAGUCAUUGUUUGGAGCAGCCUGGAUGUGGAUGGUGUACUGACCCCAGCAAUACAGGGAAAGGACAGUGUAUAGAAGGAUCUUAUCGUGGGCCAAUGAAAAUUUCUACAGUAAACACUCCCUAUAUACCCACUCUGAAUGUCAGCAUGUGUCCUGCAGAAACAAAGCACAACUGGUCCUUUAUCCAAUGUCCAGCUUGUCAGUGUAACGGCCAUAGCAAGUGUGUAAAUGAGAGCAUCUGUGAGAAGUGUGAAGAUCUAACAACUGGCAACCACUGUGAUACUUGCAUAUCUGGUUACUACGGUGACCCUACGAAUGGAGGGAGUUGCCAGUCCUGCAAAUGCAAUGGACAUGCAUCCAUCUGUGAUACCAAGACAGGAAAAUGCUUCUGCACGACUAAAGGAAUCAAAGGGGACAAGUGUCAGCUAUGUGAUGUGGAAACACGAUACCAGGGAAACCCUUUGAAAGGAACUUGUUACUACACUCUGCUGAUUGACUAUCAGUUUACCUUCAGUCUCUCUCAAGAGGAUGAUCGUUACUACACAGCCAUUAACUUUGUAGCCACCCCUGAGGAACAAAACCGCGACCUGGAUAUGUUUAUCAACGCAUCAAAAAAUUUCAACCUGAACAUAACGUGGUCAAGUAGCUUCAUGGCAGGCACACCACCAGGAGAAGAAAUACCGAUUGUUUCAAAGACUAACAUCAAGGAAUACAAAGAUAGUUUCUCCAAUGAGAAGUUUGACUUCCGCAACAACCCGAAUAUAACGUUCUUCGUGUAUGUAAACAACUUCACCUGGCCAAUUAAGAUACAGAUCGCCUUUUCUCAGCAUAACAACUUCAUGGACCUUGUGCAGUUCUUUGUCACAUUUUUCAGUUGUUUUCUGUCAUUAUUGUUGGUGGCUGCUGUCGUCUGGAAGAUUAAGCAAAGCUGCUGGGCGUCAAGGAGGAGAGAGCAACUUCUACGAGAGAUGCAGCAGAUGGCUAGUCGUCCUUUUGCCACUAUCAAUGUUGCCUUGGAGACAGAAGAGGAACCACCUGAUCUUAUUGGAGGAAGCAUCAAGAGUAUCCCAAAGCCCAUAGCAUUAGAGCCAUGCUUUGGCAAUAAGGCAGCUAUCCUGUCAAUAUUUGUACGGCUACCAAGAGGAAUGGGAGGAAUCCCACCACCUGGACAGUCAGGUCUUGCUGUAGCCAGUGCAUUAGUAGACAUUUCACAGCAGAAGUCCAUGGAUCACAAAGAAAAAUCUGGAGCAAUGCGAAAUAGGAAACACCUUUCUCCUGCACAGCCAGGCACCUGCAUUUGACACUGAGAAGCCUCAUUUGUCGAUCCUGAAGAAUUUUUUUUUUAAAGAAAGAAAACUUAGCUUGACGAGCCAGUCCACUUCUGUUCUGAGAUUGUGGCCAAAAAUAAAUCUAAAACCAUUUUGAGAAACACCGGAAUCUCCAUCUGCCCCCCUCUGCAUGUCUGCGAUUUUUAUUUUUACUGAAGAUUAUGUGCUUGUAUUAAUGUUUCCAAGACCACGUUUUCUCAUCAGACCACAUUUUUUUUUUCAUUUGCAUUCACUUAGUGGGGAAAAAAGGCAUAAAUUAGAAUUGUCCGAAGAAACAGGAAACAACGAUCAAAGGCAGCAUCUGGAUUUUAAACACUUUGGUUCUUCAGAAGGCAUUUGGAUGGAGGAGGACCAGAGAGGACUUUAUAUAUAUAUCAUGACGUAUAAAAGUAUAGUGGAUGAUAAUGGAUGUGACAUUAUUUGGUUCUGACCAUUGUAGCAGAAUGUAUUUCUCUUCUUGAGAGGGUGGGAAAGGGAGCUGAAGACCAUUUGGCCUGGACAGCUCAGAGCUCCAGCUCUGUUUUAGAAUGAUCGUGGAUUGAUUCUACACAGGGAAAUAUAUAAGAUACCUCAGUUUAUAUAUAAAGAAAACAGUAGUCUUCCAAAAUAGCUUCAGUUACAACUUUCAUAGCAUCCAGAGACCUUAGAAGCAAAACACAUUUUUGAAUAACACUAUUGGCUGAUUCUUGUCUUUUUAUCUAUGGUUAUGUCCAGGUGAGCAGAUAGCCACAUAUAUUUAUUUAUUUCACAGGAAACACCAUAAGAAAUACAAGAUACAAACAAAUCUGAGUCACAUUCAGAAGUAUAAAUUGGUAUUGAAUUUUAUACUUUUACUCUAUAAACAGUUAAAAUGAAGGUUCUUUCAGUAAGAGAAAUGGUAUCUGGCAGCUUGACCCUUGAUACUGGUGAAGUUGUCUUGUUGGGAGAAAUAGCAAAAAUUCAGCUUUGAAAGUGGUUUGCGUGUCCAGUGAUACUCGGUCAAGUCAUGUCUUGAUCUGAUUCUUUCAUGAGAGGCAUCCAUUAUAAUUAUCUAUUUCACCACAAUAACGUGGUGGAUCUGUUGCUUUGUGAUCUGGAUGUUCGGUAUUGUAUGUCAUGUCUUUCAAUCAAAUGCUGACAAAACUAUGUUGAAGAGAACAUCCAGUUUUUUUUUCGUGCUAUUGUGAAGUCUUUUAAUGGAUGUCAAAAAAAAAAAUUGCCUGAAUAUAUAUAUAUGUAAACUGUUGUCUAGGGCUAGCUGGUGGUGAGACAUGAAUGCUUCCAACCUAUUGUAGGUCAUUCUUUGCUGCUGAGUAGCUGAAGCAGGAGUUAAAGAAUGGUGGAAAUCCAUGGAGAUGGAAACUGAUGGAAAUGCACACUAGGUCAAAUAUGUAGGAAGACCAAAUGGAGCAGGUUCAGGACUGGUUCUUCUGCAGAGCUAAGUAUCAUGUUCAGCUAGAUCAGUAUCUCUUAAUCAAAGAUAGUUCUGAUGAUAUUGCAUCUAAAAUGUUGACCUUUUCCACAUAAAGCCCUGGAGAAUCCUGCCAGCAUUCCUGAAAAUGAAAUAUUGUUUUUGAAUUUUCAGUAUAAGCAGCUGUCUCAGAAUCAUUUCCUUGAGCUGAGCUGUUGAUAUUGCAAUUAACUAACAGAAAACUAACAAAAGUGCAUGAUAAAUCAAUUUAAUGUAACCAUUUCAUGACUCAGAAUUAUCAGAACAUUUAACUGGAGCUGACAAUUCAUGGGUUUCAGAUGACCCAGAAAUAUAGUUAUGACUGUGACCUGAUCUCUAUCUGACAUGGUGAAUUAAAGUACUUUCAGGACUGUAAGAUGGAUUAAGUAUAGACAGAACUCAGUCCAUUCUAAAACUAUGUAAAUUGAACUGAUUCAUAAUUAUCUUGGGCAGUGCAAGAACCUUGAACUGUUGCAAAGUGAUUAAUGUGUGGAGUUUUGGCAGUAAUGUCAACAGCUAACUGAAGUCACUCAUCUCAACUGUUAUCUCAGGAUUCCUCCCAAAACCAAAGGUCAGUGCAGAAACUCUAUUCUCCUGGGAAAUAUUUUGUAGUAUGGUUGACCUGCACUGGGGAAAUAGGGCAGACAGAAUGAGGCUAAGAUAUCUUAUAUUACUGGAACUUUAACUGAACUUGUCAAACUGUGCUAUUAAGGACUAUAUCAGUUGAUGUAGAUCCAAAGUAAUGUAGCAUUAUUAUCUUUCAAAACGUUGCUUGAAACUUUGGCAUUAUAAAUGUGUAAUGACCAUCAAAACCACUGGAUCCUUAUCAGCAUAGGUAAUUUUUUGAAUCUAAACCCUUCCUUAAAUUCAUUGAAGUGCAGAAAAUAUAGAUGCCUGAAAUUUUUGAGCUACUUGUCCAUACAUCAAAAAGAUUCUGAUAUUUACGGAGGUUAAUAGGUUCAUGAAUAGUACGGGCGUCAAAGGUUACGGGGAGAAGGCAGGGUUGAGAGAGAUAAUGGGUCAACCAUGAUGGAAAGGUGAAGCAGACCUGUUGGACUGAAUGGCCUAAUUCUGCACUGUAUCUUGUGGUCUUAUUUACAGUUCUCUCAUUAAUUGGUCAUUUGAACUUUUUAUUAUUAGGAUGAGACUUCUUUUGCAUCUAUUAAAUGCUAUGUUUCAAA
Messenger RNA from Hypanus sabinus (Atlantic stingray), 7024 nucleotides. It is a transcript of the gene atrn, whose product is annotated as attractin. The record is from RefSeq and is a predicted model, not a curated record. Gene Ontology annotation, molecular function: protein binding. The transcript has 29 exons. Lineage: Eukaryota; Metazoa; Chordata; Chondrichthyes; Myliobatiformes; Dasyatidae. Gene Ontology annotation, cellular component: Golgi apparatus. Bases 128 to 4387 code for a protein of 1419 amino acids.